CUCCGCCCUGUUCAGUAGCUUCAGCUGAGCGAAACUAUGCAACUUGAUCCCAGGCCCAGUGACGAGCUAUGGGGGUUUUCACUCCUGCCUCCAACCAUGUGUGAUGUGAUUGAGUUCUCAGUCGCUGAGUGCACUGAGAAUACGAGCUAGAGUGAAGAGGAUCACAGAGAGACAGACAGCUGCUCCACAGAGAAGCAAUGGGAGUUUUAUAAUAAAUUGACAAUCGUAGGCAACCGAAAGCAGUGUUUUAUAGUAUCGAUUUGUAAUUGUUGUUUUAGAUAGCUUCCUGGGAAUGCAAGCAAUGGAUCCAAUAACGAAGUGGACACCAAAGCAAGUUGUCGACUGGAUGAAAGGGCUGGAUGACAGCCUGCAGCAGUAUGUAGCAAACUUUGAGCAGGAGAAAAUCAGUGGGGAGCAGCUGCUGAAGAUCUCCCAUCAGGACCUGGAGGAGCUGGGUGUGGCCCGCAUUGGACACCAGGAGCUGGUGCUGGAGGCUGUCGACCUGCUCUGUGCUCUGAACUACGGAGUGGAGACAGACAACCUGAAGGGUCUGGUGGUGAAGAUGAGAGCAGCCACCAACAGCCUGCACAUGUCCACGUCAGACCGCAGGAAGAGCCCGACAUACGACGGCAGCACCUCCAGGAAACCCCCCAACGACUUCCUCACCUCCGUGGUGGAGCUCAUCGGAGCUGCCAAGAGUCUCCUGGCCUGGCUGGACAGGACGCCCCUGACUGGGAUCAGUGACUUCACCAGCACCAAGAAUAAGAUCAUUCAUCUGUGUCUGGACCUCACCACCACAGUUCAACAGGACUAUACUGUUUACGAGAUGGAAGAAAAGAUCCUGGAAGUUGCCAAGGUUCUGAACAGCAUCUGUGACCAGACUGUGAGAACCACCUCUGACCCUCUGAUGAGCCAAUCAGCAUGCUUGGAUGAAGUUCAGCUCAACAACCUCAAGCCUGGGGAGGGACUGGGUAUGUACAUCAAAUCCACCUAUGAUGGCCUUCAUGUCAUCACGGGCACCACAGAGCAUUCCCCGGCGGACAUGACUAGGAAGAUCCAUGGAGGUGACGAGGUGAUCCAGGUCAACCAGCAGACAGUGGUGGGCUGGCAGCUGAAGAACCUGGUGGGGAAGCUGAGAGAGGACCCUAAAGGUGUAGUCCUACUACUGAAGAAGAGACCUACAGGCACCUGCGGGUUCACACCGGCCCCCCUCAAGAACAUGCGUUGGAAGCCGCCCAUGGCUCAGAGCACCCCUUCCCUGAACAAACACCAGUCUCCAGGUUGUUCCACAGACGGCUCCACCAAGAAGGAGAAACCCGCUAUCCUGGACCUGUACAUCCCCCCUCCCCCCUCGGUACCCUACACCCCACGCUGUGUACCCCUAGAGAUCCACAGAGAGAUUAAGAUCAGCUCUUACUCCAGUAUCAGUAAGAUCAGACCAAAGGGUUCAGAGUCGCCCAAUUCCUUCCUGGACCUGGAGAGUCAAAGACGCUUCACCAUCGCAGACUACGACAAGCUGGGUGUGGUCUACCCUAUCGAGGCCAAUGUCAUUCAGCCCUCGAUGAGGCAACGCAACACCUCGUCUCGUGGUAAGCCACGCCCCCUCUCCAUGCCAGUGGACACCUGUCUUGGAGUUGCAGACCCCUAUGCCAAGCUCUUGGCACAAGGCCAGAAAGGCGAGGAUCUACUGUACAGAUACCUGAGUAAUGAGCGGAUCCCCACCAUCGCUGAGGAGGUCACAUCAGUGGCGCCGCCCUACAGGCCAGUGGGGGAACGGCAGCUGAUCCGAGGGGUGGACCACAUCCGGGGCAGCCGCUACUUUGCCAACCAGGACCUCCACCACAGCGCCACCAUCCCCUACCAGGACCAUGACCUGGACAGCAAAAAGACCCCCAUAGCCCCCACCUCCAAACGCCCCCCGGCAGAGCCCUCGCUACUGGUGUCUGACAGGCGCUCCAGCAGUGGCUUCCCCAACAGAUACAGCCAACCUCAUAUUCGAUCCUGGUCCUUCUCCCAAGCGGCUGCCUUCCCUAUAUCUCUGGCUCCCUCCAUGGCAGCUGAUGACUACAACCCUGUUUCCCUGAGACAGAAGUCCAGGAGGAAGACUCGAGGAGGUAAUGUGGCGAUGAGCAGGCGGAGGGUCUCGGUUAAAGAGCUGGGGGAAUCUGACCACCAGGGCUGGCUCUACAGGAAGAAGGAAGGAAAGGGCCUCCUGGGCUUCAAAUGGAAGAAGUACUGGUUUGUGCUGAAGAAGACUUCUCUGUACUGGUACACUAAUCCGCUGGCAGAGAAAGCAGAGGGAUACAUUAACCUGACUGACUUCAUGAUCGACAGAGCAUUGGAGUGCAAGAAAAAAUUUGCCAUCAAAGCAUGUCACCCGCAAGUCAUGAUGUUUUACUUUGCAGCUGAUACCUAUGAGGAGAUGAACAUAUGGUUGAAUAAGCUUGGGCUCGCUUCAAUCCAAUAUGAAUCAGCAGAGAGCAACACUGCUGAGUGCUACAGCGAGGGGAGUGAUCACGAGGAGGCUGAGACGACAGAGGCCCCCCCUCCCCCAUACUCAGAGCAGAUGAGCCAGGACUCUGUGGAUGUGGGUGGUCCACAUGGCAGUGGACAUCAGGGUAGCCUCCUUCCCCCAUACUCCUUCCCCCCUCCCAGCGAGACCAAUGGAUCCUUCUCCUCACCUGUCAGCACAAUAACAUCACAGAGUUCCGGGUCCUCUCUGGCCAAGCAUCGUCAGUCCUGGCUGGACCUGGUCUCGCAGGCCUCUCCUGUUGCCGGGGAAACGGUGGUGUGCUCUGUGCAGGUCCACACAAAUCAGCCCCCACAGCAUCAGGAGAAUGAGGGGCCCUUACAGCACCACCAGGAGGCUUCGUCCUACCAGGACCCCCCAGGGAGCACAGCCAGGGAAGACUUUAACUCCAGGGAGCAGACAGAGGAGUUGGCUGUGCUAGAAAUAGGGACAGAAGAUGUGAACCAUGAAGCCUCGUCUGAUGAGAUGGAGAGAUUGUACAUCCACCUCAAGCAGGCCAGCCUCUCUCCCAUAGGAGACCGCAAACCGUCCACCAAGAGGGACUUCAGAGCCUCCUUUAUAAAGCGAUGCAAAAACCAGGACAUUAAUGAGAAACUGCAUCUCAUCAGGACCCUCAACAGCACGCUAAAGGCCAAGGAGGCAGACCUGUUGACCAUCGAGCAGGUGCUGUCAGACCCUGACCUCACCUCGCCCAGAUUCAGGGAAUGGAAAGAGGCCAACACACCUUUGCUCCAGGAGAUUUGUCUCAAGCAUGUACACCAGGUGGCAGCACAGGUAGAGCCCUCCGCAGCAGCAGCCAACGCCAUCGCUGUCUCCUUUGUGGAGACCAGUUUAUAAGGGAGUAAGAUGAAGUUGCCCCUAAACACUGAUCUAAUGUCAGUUUUGAGUUUCUCCCACUAAUGCUUAUGAAUAGGAUUUGGGAUGGAUGAGCUUAUUGUGGACCUGUGCCUGAGGGCAACUUUUACUCAGAACGUUUUAUAAGACUCACUGCCAUUAUUAUCUACCCAUAACCCAGUAGCGCUAAUAGUUGUACUUAGGCUGGGUUUUUAUCAAACUACAUACAAUAGGAAGCAGCUCAUGUUGUCUUGCCACUAAGUGGACUCAUGAUAAGAAUAAAGUUUUUUUUAAUAUUUUUUUUAAGUUCUUAACUGGAGUUGGUGCAAACAUUUGGUUGAUUGGAUUAAAUUACCGGUGUAUGGUUUUAUAUUGUUAAUGUUGUAAUUUUUCUUUUUAUGUUUUGAGAUGUAACAUUUUUCAGUUUUUUUUUAAUUCUGUUGUAAUGUGUACCAUAUUUGUGUUUGCUUGUUUUUGUGGUAUCUUAAGUAGUGAGUGAUGGAACAUUGGGUACAUGUGAACCAUCUCUCAAAUGUAUUUCCAAGUGUUUCUUUUGCAACAUGAUCAGUAGCCCAUAGGACAAGGUUUUAUUUUCUAAUAGUUUUACUAACAGUAACUAGUACUGUGACUUAGACUGUCAUCUUGGUUACAUUAGGAUCAUGAUACUUUUGUGGGUUUGCCUAGAUACAUUUUCAUUCAACAUUGCUGUAUGUGAUAGAUGUUACAUUCAGAUCCGUGGAGAUGUUGUUAUGCAAUCAUAACAUUUUGUGCCAGCAACAAUUCAUCAUGAAUUGUAAAUUACAUGAUUUAACUGUGUGGUAAAUAUUUUAAAUAAAUAAUUGUACAUAAGUGUAAGGAGUGUACAAUUCUAUAUUUUCAUUCGUAAAUUGUCAUUAAUUGCCUGUAAGAGUAUUAAAGUGUUUAAAUGCUCUACGUUCUAAA
Salmo salar (Atlantic salmon) is the source of this 4306-nucleotide messenger RNA. NCBI's taxonomy places the organism in Eukaryota, Metazoa, Chordata, Actinopteri, Salmoniformes, Salmonidae. The record is from RefSeq and is a predicted model, not a curated record.